Molecule: messenger RNA, 1620 nt
Organism: Aspergillus luchuensis
Lineage: Eukaryota; Fungi; Ascomycota; Eurotiomycetes; Eurotiales; Aspergillaceae
Gene: erg12
Product: mevalonate kinase
Exons: 1
Coding region: 1-1620 (539 amino acids)
Biological process (GO): ergosterol biosynthetic process; isoprenoid biosynthetic process
Cellular component (GO): cytoplasm
Molecular function (GO): ATP binding; mevalonate kinase activity
Source: RefSeq, a predicted model, not a curated record
AUGCACCACGGGCGAGUACGUCGCAAGAACGGCAGUCUUAGAGCCUCCAAAGCUGGCCAGCGUCGCAAUAUGUCCCAUUUGAUACCCGAUCAUGCCCCUCCACCUCAGUCCAAAACCGUCACCGUUAGCGACGAUAGUCCUGAUACCUCCGACGCCGCUUCGAACACUUCAGCGACCACCGUUAUCACCAACACCUCUAGCAUCCCUGCCACCUCUCCCACCAACGGGGUCGAUUCCGUGAAAAGAGCCAUGGCCCGCAAGGCUUCGUCGCCGAUGGCGCCCCCUUUCAUGGUGUCCGCGCCGGGCAAGGUCAUCGUCUUCGGUGAACAUGCCGUCGUGCACGGCAAGGCUGCCAUGGCCGCCGCAAUUUCUCUUCGCUCCUACUUUCUCGUAACCACCCUGUCCAAAUCGCAGCGCACUAUCACCUUAAAUCUCAGGGACAUGGAUUUCAACCACACCUGGAACAUUGACGAUCUGCCCUGGGACCUCUUCAAACAGCCCUCCAAGAAGAAAUACUAUUACGACCUAGUGACCAGCCUCGACCAAGAACUGUACGACUCUCUAAAACCAUGCGUUGAAGACAUAUCGCCCAAGGCAUCCGAGGAAAUACGGAAGAAGCACAAAGGGUCGGCGCUGGCGUUUUUGUACCUAUUCUGCUCCUUGGGCUCACCCCAGCACCCAGGAGCUAUAUAUACUUUGCGCUCAACUAUCCCCAUGGGUGCAGGUCUUGGAAGCAGCGCCAGUGUCUGCACUUGUUUUAGUGCUGCGUUGCUACUUCAGAUCCGUACUCUAGCAGGCCCCCAUGAUGACCAGCCCCCGGAUGAAGCGGAGUUACAGAUCGAGCGUAUCAACCGGUGGGCUUUUGUCGGAGAAUUAUGUAUACACGGAAACCCAAGUGGUGUGGACAACACGGUUUCCACCGGCGGAAAGGCCGUGAUUUUCAGGAGAGAGGACUACUCGAAGCCCCCCAAAGUCAUACCGCUACCGAACUUCCCGGAAUUGCCGCUCCUGCUCGUUGACACACGACAGAGCCGCUCGACGGCGGUUGAAGUUGCCAAAGUUGGGAAGCUCAAGAAGGAACAUCCAGUCGUCACCGAAUCGAUCCUCGAUGCCAUCGACAAGGUCACUGUGUCUGCGCAAGAUGCGAUCCAGGGGGUGGAUGGCGAUAGUAUCGACAAGGAGACUCUCGAACAUAUCGGAACGCUGGUUCGUGUCAAUCACGGUUUCCUAGUGUCCCUGGGGGUAUCCCAUCCACGACUGGAGCGAAUCCGGGAACUGGUCGACUUUGCCAAUAUCGGUUGGACAAAGUUGACCGGUGCAGGCGGCGGUGGUUGUGCAAUCACACUCCUGCGCCCAGAUGCUAGCGCGGACGCGCUCCGUGAGCUGGAGGGCAAGCUUGCUGCAGAGAAUUUCUCAAAGUAUGAGACAACCUUGGGUGGAGACGGUAUUGGAGUCCUCUGGCCAGCGGUGCUACACAACGGCACCAACGAAGAGGGCGGCGAAGAGAUCGACCAGCAGAAGUUUGAGAACGCCGACGGACCCGAAGGCAUUGAGCGUCUUGUUGGCGUCGGCGUUCAAGAACGCCGGGAAGGCUGGAAGUUCUGGAAACGAGCUGUCUGA